CCUCAAGAAUUUUAGAGCGUCCCUGGGCUGUGAUGUGAUGAGUUUUAAUAUCAAAUAUAGAACAUGCUGCCUAAGAACUGUGCCUCACAAGGAACAUAAAUCAAAUAAAUAUAUUAGUAAUAAAUACAAUAAUUUUAAAAAAAAAUUUGAGGAUAAAAUACAGAACUAUUUUACAGACCUAUUUGGCAGAAUUUGCAAAUUGGCCAGAUGUGCUGCACUGAAAUAUUGGGGCACAACACUCCUGAAUUCUAAUGAUAAUAACUUGUAUGACACUAAAACAAUGGCUGCAAAUUUAAGGUAAAUUACUGGUUACUAGCAGUAGUACUUUUAUAGUAUACUUCACAUUCAUUUAGUGUAACAUAUAUGCAGUAUAUUGCAAUUAAAUGACAACUAUAUACAGUGAUCUUACAGCAAAUUAGACCAUGAAUAGCUGUAUGCUACUGUAGAAUUACAGUAAACAGUUGUUUACUGUAUUACAAUAAUAACUUUUAUUUUCACAUAUCAACUGUAAAAAUAAUGCAACUUAGUAGCCCAUUUAAUGUCAUUUGUAAUAAUAAUAACAAUAAUGAUAAUAUUAAUAAUUUGUAGCACUUCUUAUAGCACUUCUCACUCUCAAACAAAACAGUGAUGAGGGAGAAACUUACUACCACUGUGUAACACCCACCUGGAUGAUGAAUGAGAGUCAUUUUGUGCUCAAACGCUUGCCACAGGAGGAAGAGAACAAUUCUUUAUCCAUAUUAGAAAUAUUAUACCAGGGGAUGAUUAGGUGGCAGAUUGAGAAUUUGGUCAGGACAUCAGGGAACCUCCUACUCUUGGUGUCAUUGGGUCUUCAAUGACUACAGUGAGUGAGGACUUUGGUUUAACCUCUCAUCCAAAAGACAGUGUCUCCUACAGCACAGUGUCCCAAUUACUGCACUGGGACAUUGGUGAUUAUUUGCCCAGAGGGCCAACUGUACCCUGCUGGCCCACCAACACCACUUCCAGCAACAACUUAAUCUUUCCAGGUGGACUCCAUUCCAAGUAAGCCAAGUCCACACUUGCUUAGCUUCAGUCAUUCUGCUGGCGCAGGAUGCAGGUGGUAUGGCUGCUGGCAUUUUACGACCCCUUUUCUAAUUAGGUAAAUUAAAAUCAAAGACAGUAUCCAUAUUACGUUACGUUUUUUAUGCUACCAAAAUGUAUGUCCAUAGGACUUAGAACACCAUGAAGAAUUUGUCAGGAGCUUACACAAUGAGAACCGUAUAUAAACAAUCAAAAGAAAUAUAUUUCUAUUAUGCAAAAUUAUGUAAACAUCUGUUUUAAAUGCAAAUGUACAAGCACAAUAACACUGAAAUCUUCAGAAAAGAUUUUAAAACAAUUCAAAAAUAAUGGAAAAUCAGCUAUUUAAAAACCUUAGAUGAAUGAAUGAAUGAAUGAAACAUUGCAUUUAUAUUGCAAUGGGGGAAACUCACCUCAACCACCACCAAUGUGUAGCACAAAAGUACAAUCACUCUGGUUGAAGCCUGCCCUCUCUGUGUUGAUGCACCUGUGAACAAAAGGCCAAGACAAAAGCCUUCAGUUUCAUAGACAUUUUUGGCAAAGAUUCUCCAAGGUACAUGCAAUAAUGCCUGUUUCCUUAUAACACUGAAUGCAAUAAAGAAAAUUACUGAAAGCCAAGUGAGAUUAAUUCCACAUGUAUUUUACCAAACAGCAACACAGCGUGAUGAACUGACAAGUUGGCUAAUAAUUUCAGUAUAAAAUAACGUUAAAUUUGUGAUAUUGGAUAUCAGCCGCUUACAAAGCUAGCUCGCAAGUAACCUUAUCUCAAAAGAAAAGGUUUAAUUAAACCCAAACCCAAAAGAUCAUUCACUCGCUCAUCCAUUCACUGACUAUAUGAUUUUAGUUAGCUAGGCUAACGUAAAGUUAACCUUAACAGUUGCCUCCAUAAUCUGACACAACAAACUCCAGCUACAAAGCAUAAAGUAUGACUCAAGUGUUGAAGUAAGUCCUGUAAUCGGUUAUAUUUGAAUUGUAUGGAUAUAGACAUUUUAGUCUUGGAUGGCUUUGAUGCUACAGACCUUCCGGGGGGAAGAAGGGAGAAUUUUAAUGUGUCUUUGCCUCUUGAGUUAAACCACAAAUGCAUGUUUUGUUUCUUGCUACAGAAUGAGGGCCAUCUGGUAGAGUUCUACCAGAAGCAGAACAGUUCCAUGUAUUAAAUCUGGGCUUGCAUCCAGUUGCAGUUCAAAGGUAACAUGUUCACAUCCAGAUUUGCCAGCGCAAAAACCAUCUGCACAAUUAUGGUGGCUGAGGACACUACAGUGAGUGCUUUCAUUAAGUCACCAUGUGCGUGUGCAGAAUUAAUGGAGGACUCACAGUGUGGGCUUAUCAUUACCCACAUGCCUGAAAACUCGGAUGGAAGAGAAAAGAGCCAUACAGAUACAUUAGCCAGCAGUGGAUGUACAACUAAUCAUGGACCAAUAAGUAACCAAGCAGAGCCUGGUUGCAGUUCUCUGUCUGCUCUGUGCUGCUCUGUGGACUCUGCACAGUGUGCGGCUGCAGUUGUGGUUCAGUGCUACAGUGUGUAUGCGUGUAGCAGCGUUUGUCUUGGGUGUGUGUGAGCAUGCUGUGGUUCAGGGGGCUCCUCCUGCUGUCGCUGCUGGCUGUGGGGGACACAGCGCAGGAGGGUCCACAGCGGGACACCUGCAUGUGUGGACACCCUGGAAUCCCAGGUGACCCCGGCCACAACGGGGUGCCGGGCCGCGACGGGCGAGACGGAGCCAAGGGGGACAGGGGAGACCAAGGACCUGUCGGUACAUGUGGUACAGCAGGGCAGGAUGGUGCCAAGGGAGACAAAGGAGAGCCAGGUGCUGCAGGCAUGGCCGGCAUGAAGGGGAGACGGGGAGAUAAUGGGGAUCGGGGGUUUCCUGGGAAGAUGGGUCCACAGGGUGUUCCAGGGGUCUUGGGCCCUAAAGGACAAAAAGGAGAGCUGGGUCUGCCUGGCCCUCAGGGGGUAAAGGGUGAAGUUGGUCCUCAGGGCCCCAUGGGCCAGCAAGGCGACAUUGGCCUUCAGGGAGAGAAGGGCUUUCCAGGGCCCAUGGGCCCCACGGGACGGCAGGGCCCUAAGGGAGAGAUAGGGCUUCAGGGUCAGAAGGGCAGCAUCGGGUACAGAGGGGAAAAAGGGACGAAAGGAGAGCUGGGAGAGAAGGGGGUCCCCGGCGACAUGCCCAACAUAGGGAAGAGCGCCUUCUCUGUGGGCCUGACGGAAAACAGCAAACUCCCUCCCGUGAACACGCCCAUUCGCUUCGAUAAAAUCAUCUACAACAAGCAGCAGCACUACGACCCCCGGACGGGCCGCUUCACGUGCUCCCUGCCUGGGGCGUACUACUUCAGCUACCACAUCACCGUGUACUCCCGCAACGUGAAGGUGGCCCUGAUCAGGAACGGGGAGCGCAUCGUCCACACCACGGACAACUACCAGAGCAGCGAGGACCAGGCGGCCGGAGGCGCCGUGCUGCACCUGCAGGCGGGAGACAAGGUGUGGCUGCAGGUGACAGGGGGGGAGCUCUUCAAUGGCCUUUUCGCUGACGAGGACGAUGACACCAUCUUUUCUGGCUUCCUCCUGUUCUUAGAUUGAAAGUGAAGAGUAUGCAGAUAUGCACGCACACGCACGCACACAUGCACACGCACACGCACACGCACACGCACACGCACGCACACACACACACACACACACACACACACACACAAACCCUAAUGCUAACAGUGAGGAUUGUUUGGACAGUAUUGGCCUCCAGCAGGAAGAUUAAACAUACAACUAGACUGCGCAUGGCUAUAGAUAAAAAAUUAUGAUUCUCAAGAACAUUUUAAGCAGAUAUGUAAAAUAUAGUAAUUCUUAAAACCAGUGGGUUUAAUAAAUUUAUUUUAUACUGGUUAAAUGCCUGUCUUUAUUCUGAUUAAUUAUUAUUUGAUGAAUACAUUAUUUGUCUUCAAGGAAUGGAAUAACAUGGCUUUUUUGCUGAAAUAAAUUUUUAUGCAACGUAGAGGAAAAAAGUUAAUUCAUCCCACUUGAAUGUAUUUAAAAUGUUUAAUCAGCAAAGAACAAUGAUAAACAUGAUUGAAUAAAGUGUGAUCAAAAUUCACUAAUCUCUGUAAGAUGAACAUUAAAAGCACAGACUGCUGGUCUGAAUAAUGUCAUUGUUCACAUGUUGUUAUGAGAAGCCAGAUCAAUUCCACAGCUUUGUGGUGUUUCAUGUCUGCACUGUACAGAGUAUAUGUCAAAUGAAUUAGAUCCUAAAUUUGUCAUUCUAACACAAUGAAUCCGUGCAAUUCAUUUCCAUGAUGUGCACACAAAAUAAAAAGUCACACAUACUUGA
Anguilla rostrata (American eel) is the source of this 4349-nucleotide messenger RNA. It is a transcript of the gene c1qtnf9, whose product is annotated as C1q and TNF related 9. The transcript has 3 exons. The record is from RefSeq and is a predicted model, not a curated record. Lineage: Eukaryota; Metazoa; Chordata; Actinopteri; Anguilliformes; Anguillidae. The coding region runs from base 2597 to 3610 and encodes 337 amino acids. Gene Ontology annotation, molecular function: protein binding.